AUGCGCUCAACCGGCCUGCUUUCAUGCCUCGCCGUGCUCGCCACACCGGCUCCGCGCCAGACAGGAACCCGCGUCCAGCACAAAGACACCGGUGACCAGCAGCAUCUCUCUAGGUCCCUCACCUACCCCGACCCAAGACCCGACGACCACGGUCCUACUUUCCGGGUCUCUGCCCACUACCUCCGCCUCGGGGGUCACCAGUUCCACUAUGGUGUCGCUGACAUCCUCGACCUCCACCUCUUCGGCCUCGGCCUCGUCGACUGCCAGUACCGUUCCGUGCCAGCGACGCAGACCGACCUCCACGGCGCCGCCUGCCCAGACGUCUACCUCCGCCGCCACAUCUACGUCAGCCACAGAGCCAACCUCAGAGUCGUCUGCACCGGCCCCUACCACAACCUCUACAACAACAGCAGCCCAGACGUCUACCUCUGUCACAACCUCUACGACAACAGCAACCCAGACGUCUACCUCUGUCACAACCUCUACGACAACAGCAGCCCAGACGUCUACCUCUGUCACAACAUCUACGACAACAGCAGCCCAGACGUCUACCUCUGUCACAACCUCUACAACAACAGCAGCCCAGACGUCUACCUCUGUCACAACCUCUACGACAACAGCAACCCAGACGUCUACCUCUGUCAAAACCUCUACGACAACAGCAGCCCAGACGUCUACCUCUGUCACAACCUCUACGACAACAGCAGCCCAGACGUCUACCUCUGUCACAACAUCUAUGUCAACUACCCAGACGUCUACCUCUGUCACAACAUCUACGUCAACUACCCAGACGUCUACCUCUGUCACAACAUCUACGUCAACUACCCAGACGUCUACCUCUGUCACAACAUCUACGUCAACUACCCAGACGUCUACCUCUGUCACAACAUCUACGACAUCCGCGCAGCCUCCAGAGGGUUCCACAAGGUCUACGAGGGGGACAAGGUUGGCAGCGUUGGCUACUACGCCAGAUCGGACAGCGCGAGCGAGGGCGUCACGGGAAACUACCACCAUUGGUGCGUGGACAAGUGCGCCGCGGACAAACAAUGCAAAUCAGUAUUCAUCUACAGGGUACUCACGACCAACGGCUCUACGUACCAACAAAAUUUCUUCUGCGACCAGUUCAACUUGAUGUGGGCGGAGAAUGAUCUGCAGAAGGGCGUCGACGUCAACGAUGCAGGUGUUGCAUUCUCUAAGGAUAGUAAGGCCUAG
Molecule: messenger RNA, 1212 nt
Organism: Colletotrichum navitas
Lineage: Eukaryota; Fungi; Ascomycota; Sordariomycetes; Glomerellales; Glomerellaceae
Exons: 7
Coding region: 1-1212 (403 amino acids)
Source: RefSeq, a predicted model, not a curated record